AUGGCGCGGCCGCUGGAGCCACCUCGCUCCGGGCCUGAGCGCCGCCCGCGCCUGGGCCGCGGGGACCCGGCUGAGCGCCCGCCCCCGGCCCGCCCCCGGACUCCGCCUCCCGCCCGCCCCACAGACCCCGGACUCCGCCCCCGGCAGAGGCGGGCGGGCGGGCGGGACCCACAGGACACCUCCUUCUCCCGUGAGGACCGCGGGGUGGACGCGGUUUCCCCAGGCCCCGGCCUCGCGCGGGCGGCGGCACCCUCCGUGCCCCCUAGCGGGAGGCAGGACCCUACGCCUGGGGAGGCGCCGGGUGCCCCGACGGGCGGCGGCGGGCGUCCAGAGCGCGUCGGCUUCCCCAGCCCUCGGCUGAGAGCGCCGCCGCCGCCGCCGCCGCGGGGCCGGGCGGGGAGCCGGAGCUGCGAGCCCGCCCGCAGGUGGCCGCGCGCGCCCACGGCCAGGUGGGCGUGCCAGGCCCCGCCCCGCCGCGCCAGCCGGGGGCGGGCAGCCGAGGCCCCGCCCUCCCCGCGCGCCGGGUCGGAGCCGGUGCCCGAGCGCAGCCGCACGGAGCCCCAGCAGCACGCGGGAGCGCGGCCCCGCAGCGGGCCGGCCGAGGGAGCAGCGCGGCAACCCGGCCCGGAGCGAGGACCCCGGCCCCGAGAGCGACUCGGUCCCCGGCCGCGGACCUCGUCCACCGAAGCGCGGCCUCGCCCGCCUCUCCCGCCCCGGCCGCCGGGCCGCGGGCAUGGACGGCGCCCGCUCGCCCUGUGA
This is a messenger RNA of Lutra lutra (Eurasian river otter), 759 nucleotides long. RefSeq names its product proline-rich protein 2-like. The record is from RefSeq and is a predicted model, not a curated record. Bases 1 to 759 code for a protein of 252 amino acids. The transcript is spliced from 3 exons. NCBI's taxonomy places the organism in Eukaryota, Metazoa, Chordata, Mammalia, Carnivora, Mustelidae.